Messenger RNA from Oncorhynchus masou masou (cherry salmon), 1882 nucleotides. RefSeq lists its product as uncharacterized. The transcript is spliced from 8 exons. The record is from RefSeq and is a predicted model, not a curated record. The coding region runs from base 265 to 1602 and encodes 445 amino acids. Lineage: Eukaryota; Metazoa; Chordata; Actinopteri; Salmoniformes; Salmonidae.
AGAGAGAGACAGCGACAGACAGAGACAGUGACAGAGACAGACAGAGAGAGAGAGACAGAGACAGCGACAGAGGGAGAGAGGUGGUGGCUGUGCCAUAUUGACAUGGUACAUUUGGGUGAGAAGGUGUUGCUGUCUGUUGACCGUCUGUGACAAGGUCAGCUGUCCGACCCUGCAAAAUUCUUUACUUUAUGGCUCUGGGUUAUGAAUUUGAUUGGAUUUUAACAGUCAAGACAUAAUCCCUGUGAAUCACAAGCAGCAGUUGCCAUGGCGCCGGUGGGAGAGUUUAUGGGGUCAUGGGCAGUGUCGAAAUCAUUCUCUAUAGAGGUCGUUGUUUUCUCUCUGCUCUUCCUCCUCCUCUCCAUCAUCCUCCUGGCCCUCUGCACUAUCUGUGGAAGGCAAUCCUUUGAGCUUCAGGACAGUGGUGGGGAGGUGGGGAGAACCCAGUCACAGCUGAUGAGAGUGGUAAAGUUGGAGGACGCCCUGUCAGCCAGGGAGAACCCCAUGAUCAAUGACAUCAGAAAAAACGAGAGAGAUUUCAGUCACAUACCUGAAGAACGUGUUCCAGAGCAGCUUCCUGCUGAGCAGAAUGGCAUCAGGUUCAAACCCGGGAGGAGCCGCAGGGUGGCGCCAGAACAGCAAGGUGAUUCUCUAGGUGUCUUGAAGAUGGCCAACGGAACCCCUGUGGCCAUGAUGACAAUAUCUCCUCCCCCCCCCACCACCGUCGACAUCGGUGACCUGAGGGACGUCCUGAACUUCACACCCGGGCUCCACUCUAUACCAGCCCCGAUAUCCGUGGUGGAAGAUGACAGCCCCCUUGAGUCCGUACCCCCACCUGUCUAUUCAGGGGACACCCUGGACACACCCAUCAUGAAUGUUCUUCACACCCUGGUGCUGGAUGCCCCCAUCGUGGAUCCCCUCAUCAUAGACACCCUUGUAUCUGUGGAUGCCCCCAUUGUGAACAGCCUUGAACCUGUCGACAUCCAUAUUGUGAAUGACACUGACCCCCUCAAUAUCCCCAUCGUGAACGACCUUGACCUCCUGGAGGCCCCUGCAGAAUUCAGCUCUAACUUUAUCGCUCAGCUUGAAGAAGAUGGUCAGGUGGAGGGUGAAGACCAGGGGCCUUCCCUGGGUGUCCGACCCGAGCACACCUAUGAGAUCUUUGGGGAGCUCACACCUGAUGAUCCCUCUGUGGAAGUGGACCUGACAACCCCAGGCUAUCAAACCAUAGCUGAACUGGCCCCCAAAUCAACCACACAGCCUGACGAUGACACAACCAUGGUCACAAUGCCAUCGGACCUGGCAUGCCCAGACUAUGAGAUCAUAGCUGAACUGGUCCAGCAAAUGAGCGCAACCACACUGCCUGACAAUGAGCCAAUAAAAACUACAGGCACAAACCCGGGGGAGGGGCUUGACCUGACAAGCCCUCUCUCAUUUGUGGAGGAAGUAGAGGAUGGUUUGAGUGACAGGGGCUGGAAUCCAAUGUAUGCCAGGGUGAGCAGGAAGCUUAGUAAGUGCCCCACCCCACCCCCUGUGCCUCCGCCAGAGGAAGAGGAGGAAUAUUUACCUCCAAUACCGGAAAGAAGAGGAGAGAUGGAGGAAUGAUCAUUGUAGAAUAUCCCUUCAGACUUAAAAACCACCGCAAAUGUGUGUUAUGUACUCAAUGCUAUUUGAAUGUAUAUGCAGUGCAUUCGGAAAGUAUUCAGACCCCUUGACUUUUUACUUUUUCAACAUUUGUUACAUUACAGCUUUAUUCUAAAAUUGAUUAAAUUGUUUUCCCCCCCUCCUCAAUCUACACACAUUACCCCUAAUGACAAAGCAAAAUCAGGUUUGUAGAAAUGUUUGUAAAUGUAUUAAAAAUAAAAAAAGGGAGAUAUCACAGUCA